This is a messenger RNA of Talaromyces proteolyticus, 964 nucleotides long. RefSeq lists its product as uncharacterized. The coding region runs from base 109 to 825 and encodes 238 amino acids. The record is from RefSeq and is a predicted model, not a curated record. Lineage: Eukaryota; Fungi; Ascomycota; Eurotiomycetes; Eurotiales; Trichocomaceae. The transcript is spliced from 2 exons.
GAGAGAUACAAGCCAUCACCCAUUCAAUUCAUUCCGAUAUGUGAAAUACUAUACAAUAUAUGGAAAAUAUUAUUAGUGCAAUGACUUCUUUCACCUUACGGAACAGACAUGUUCUCACCUACAUCCUCUCUCUUCUCCGCAGUCCGUGACGGUUUCCGCUCCGUGGUAUCUCGCCAAAUCGACAUUCAAACAAGUCGCCCUUUGCGAAACAUAGCCGACGGGAGAACAGUACUUAGUGCAUUACAAAAAUUUGGUGAGGUAGUGACUUUUAAACGUAUCCAACAGAUUGAUAAAGACAAUAAAAUAGAGAAAUCGGAUCGCAAGAGAAACAGAAUCCUGGCUAUAUUUGAUACCCCUGAAGCAGCUAGAAAGGCGAUUAAUGCAUCACCCCUCACCAUCGAUCUCCUCCCUGGAAAGACUGCAGCGGCGUUAGUUACAUCUGACCACAACUCAUCAGAAACACCCAUGUAUGCGCAGCGUCGAACCAUUCAAUGUGAAAUAUCCACUUCCAAAGUAGACCACAAAAACGAGGUUAUUAGGAGGAACCCGUACUAUGAAUCUUGGUCUCUUAAUAGGCAGGAUAGAAGGGUGAAGGAUAUCAUUGCUGCAGACGCCCCGCGACAUGUGUUGGCGGAUUGUUUUCCGUUCAAGUCGAAACGGGGUGACGUUGUUACAUCAGAGGAAAUCCAAGGCAGAGAAACCAAGAAAGGGAGAGUUUUAGAGGAGUGGGUUUCUGUGGGGAGUUUGAUGGAGCUAUUACCAGAGGACGGAGGAAGAAAGGGCAAAAGGGCAGAUAAAGGAAGGAGAGAGACUAAAGAAGUAUAGGUCAUGGUGCAAUCUGGGCGUUUCUACAAAAGGCACAAGUCUGUGAUUUGAAUGGUCUAAAUUACACAUGCACAUAAAUUAGAAGAUAUUAAUGUGUACAUAGUCUUGAGAAUUGUCAAUCACAACACCUCUCAGAAAU